ACCUUCUCAGUGAGAUCACCUGCUCCAGCCCUCUCCUCCUUCUUUAUCUCGCCAGCAGCCAUGAGCGUCAGAAUCAGCAGCAGCAGCUUUUCCUCCGGUGGCAGCUAUGGUGGUGGCUUUGGUAGCAUGGGAGGUGGUGGUGUUAGAAAAAGCUUCUCCAGUCAGUCUGCCUAUGCUGCACCCGGAGGCGCCAGAAUGAGCUUCAGCAGCGGCAGUGUUCGCCGGUCCGGUGGUGGCGGCGGCGGCUUCAGUUCAGGCAGCAUUUCUGGAGGCUAUGGCCUUGGUGGAGGUGCUGGAAGUGGCUUCGGUGGAGGUGCUGGUUUCGGUGGCGGUUCUGGCUUUGGUGGCGGUUCUGGCUUUGGUGGCGGUGCUGGCUUCGGUGGUGGUGCUGGCUUCGGUGGCGGUGCUGGUUUCGGAGGAGGUGCCGGCUUCGGUGGAGGUGCUGGCUUUGGUGCAGGUGGAGGAGCAGGGUUCGUGCCUCCCCCAAUCAGUGCUGUCACUGUCAACCAAAGUCUGCUUCUUCCCCUUAACCUGGAGAUCGACCCCAUCAUCCAAGUCGUCCGCACACAAGAGAAAGAAGAAAUCAAGACGCUCAAUAACCGCUUUGCAUCCUUCAUCGACAAGGUACGUUUCCUAGAACAACAGAACAAGAUGCUGGAGACCAAGUGGAGUCUCCUUCAGGAACAGACCACGACACGCUCCAACAUCGAUGGCAUGUUCGAGGCCUACAUUGCCAACCUGCGCAGACAGCUUGACGGCCUUGGAAAUGAAAAGAUGAAGCUGGAGGGAGAGCUGAAAAACAUGCAGAACAUGGUGGAGGACUUCAAGACCAAAUAUGAGGAUGAAAUCAAUAAGCGUGCUGCUGCAGAGAAUGAAUUUGUUGUUCUCAAGAAGGAUGUCGAUGGGGCCUACAUGCAGAAGAUUGAACUUGAAGCUAAGGUUGACGCACUUCAGGAUGAGAUCAACUUCCUUAGGGCUGUCUAUGAGGCGGAGCUGCGUGAGCUGCAGGGACAAAUCAAGGACACAUCAGUCAUUGUGGAGAUGGACAACAGCCGCAACCUGGACAUGGACUCCAUCGUGGCUGAGGUCCGUGCUCAGUAUGAAGACAUCGCUAACCGCAGCCGCGCUGAGGCAGAGUCGUGGUACAAACAGAAGUUUGAGGAGAUGCAGACAUCAUCUGGCGUGUACGGUGAAGACCUUCGCAGCACCAAGGCUGAGAUUUCAGAUCUCAAUCGCAUGAUCACUCGACUUCAGAAUGAAAUUGAGACCAUCAAGGGACAGCGUGCAAACCUGGAGUUACAGAUCGCAGAGGCAGAAGAAAAGGGUGAGAUCGCAGUGAGAGAUGCUAAACUUCGCAUCAAAGAACUGGAAGAAGCUCUGCAGAGAGCCAAACAGGAGAUGGCCAGGCAAGUGCGUGAAUAUCAGGAACUCAUGAACGUCAAACUAGCCCUGGACAUUGAGAUCGCCACUUACAAGAAACUCCUGGAAGGAGAGGAGAGCAGGAUCGCAUCUGGUGGUGGAACUGCAACUGUUCACAUUCAGGAGGUUUCCAGCAGCGGCGGUGGCUCUGCUUUUGGAGGCGGAUUUGGCUACGGUGGUGGUGCUGGCAUGGGCGGUGGCGGUGGCGGUUUUGGCAUUGGAGGUGGUUCUGGUUUCGGCAUGGGAGGAGGUUCUGGUUUUGGAGGUGGUUCUGGUUUUGGAGGUGGUUCUGGUUUUGGCAUGGCAGGUGGCUCCAGCAUGAGCAUAGGCGGAGGUGGAUUUUCCAUGUCCCGUGCCUCAAAAGUAUCCAGCGGCCGCCGUUUCUAAGCACAUUCCUCCAGAUCCCUCUACGUCUACCUCUCAGAUCCAUCUAGACAAAUGCCUCCACUGAGAAUCUUCAUCCCAACCCCUCUACUUUCUCCAUCGAUCCCAUUUUUUUUCUUUAAUGGGUCUUUUAGUUAACUCAUGCUCUUUGUAUUCAUAGAACAUUUACUGAUCUGUAUCAAAUACGUUUACACAUACAUAAAAUGUAUCAGCAGAUGCUCUAUGUUUACAGAAAGGUGAGUUCUACUGUUGUCCCUGGAUUUUGCUGUUUUCCUUUAAGAACUACUUUCCCAGAGUUACUCAGACAAAAUAAUUUUUAGAAGAAUAAAGUACCAGAAGGAUGCUCACUUGAGUAGUUCCUGUGUUGGAAGAAGUACUUCUAAUGUUCCCAGUUGUUCUGCAUUAGUCAAACAUGCUAUAAAAUGGGCUUCUUUGGCCUGGACUCAUGUAAUUCUUAAAGGUGAACUCAUGUAACCACACCCAUUUGAUUAACAACAUCAUUGCAAAACCUAAAUAAAUCUGGUUCCAUACAA
Molecule: messenger RNA, 2336 nt
Organism: Trichomycterus rosablanca
Lineage: Eukaryota; Metazoa; Chordata; Actinopteri; Siluriformes; Trichomycteridae
Gene: krt5
Product: keratin 5
Exons: 9
Coding region: 61-1806 (581 amino acids)
Biological process (GO): keratinization; intermediate filament organization
Cellular component (GO): keratin filament
Molecular function (GO): structural constituent of skin epidermis
Source: RefSeq, a predicted model, not a curated record